AAACUUGCUUCACUCUUCUCCACUAUUCACAACACUCUUCUUCCAGAACCUUCUUCUCAAUCCCCUCUUUCAAUUCUGCUACCUUCAUUCUUCACAAUGAACCUCACAACAACCACAUCCUGCAUUUUUCAACAUUUUUUACUAAGAAGGAAGCUCCAUCUUACUCUUCUUCUCACAACUUUUCUUUCGUGCAAUUUAUCAAACACUAGUGCUGCAUUCUUGAUGGCUCAAGAAUUGGAUUUGGAGCUUCAGAGAUACACUGAUUCGAAGUAAGGUUCACUCUUCUUAUACCCUCUUGUUGGACUAAGGAAACCAAGAAAAAAGAAAAAGUAGGAAACCAAGAAAGAAGAAGAAGGAGGAGAAGAAGAAGAAGAAGAAGAGAAGGAGCCAAGAAGAAGAGAAGAAGAAGGAGUGAAGAGCAAUCAGAUUCUGCAAUGAUGAAUCCGUGGGAUAUCAGAGACCCGUGGGAUAUGAUAGACUUUGAUGCCGAUGAAGCACGGCAGUUUCAGUUUGAGUUUCCGCCUCUGCCUGAGCCCGUCUGGAAUGGGGACGAAAAAAAGAUUGUUGCCGCCAAUGUAGGUGAUCCCCAGCCCCAGCCGUGUGCCAUGGACGUGAGUGGUAAUGAACCACCUCAGCUGGUUAUUGAUGAGUGUUUGGCCGAAGCAAUGAACAUGACAGAGCAGUAUUGGGAAAGCCCAUUAUCUGGUUAUCAACCACUUCAGUGUCAGCCUCAGUCAUGUGCCAUUGACGUGUGUGGUAAUCAACCACCUCAGCUACCGUCUCCGUCUCAGUCUCAGCCUUGGUCUCGGGCACUUCAGUUUCAGCCUCAGCCAUGUGCCAUUGACGUGUGUGGUAAUCAACCACCUGAACUACCGUCUCAGCCCCAGCCCCAGCCUUGGUCUAGGCCACUUCAGUCUCAGCCUCAACCGUGUGCCAUUGACGUGUCUGGAAAUCAACCUACUCAGCUACCGUCUCAGCCUCAGCCGUGUGCCAUUGGCAUGUGUGGUAAUCUACCACCUCAGCUACCGCCUCAGCCUCAGCCUCAGCCUCAGCCUCAGCUUCAGCCUCGGCCUCAGCCUCAGUCUCGGCCUUGGUCUCGGUCUCGGCCUCGGCUUCUUUCUCACCCUCGGCCUCAGUCUCAGAGGGAUAUAGUAAGGACGGUGACGGAUGAGUUUUUCGCUGACACGUGUGGUUAUCCACCACCUCAGCCUCAGCCUCAGACUCAGUGGGAUUCGAGGAACAUGUUAGAGCUGAUUCCUGAUGUCGGUGGUCAUCAACCACUUCAACCUCAACCUCCGGUCUGGACUUGGGAGGAGAACAAAGCCUUUGAGUCGGUUAUUACCAGUUGUUUUCAGGAUGCUAUCGACAACCGUUGGGAGGACGUUGCUGCUCGUCUCCCCGGCAGGACCCCGGCACAGCUGCAAGAGCACUUUCAGAAGCUGAUGAACGACAUCAAAGCCAUCCAUAACGGUCAUCAUACAAGCACUCCUCUCUCCAUCCCCAUCAUCAAUGCAACAACACCACCACCAUCACAGCCUUAUUCGACGGAUCAUCAUCACAGGGUGGAGGUCGUGCCAGCUGCAGAGGAGGAGGUCGUGCCAACUGCACAAGAGGAGGCAGCACCAACAAACACAGGAUAUCAUUGGACCGAAGAUGAACAUAGGUUAUUUAUUAAAGGGUACCAAGAAGAAGGUUCACAUUGGAAAAGAAUUUCAGAAUAUUAUGUAAAAACAAAAACUCCGAGUCAAAUUUCCAGUCAUGCUCAGAAACAUUUUUUACAUCAAGAAGAUUUGGCUAAAGGAAAAAAGCUAAGAAAAAGCAUUUUUGAUGUAAUUUGAUCAUCUUAAAUAAUUUUGGAAAAACAACAGCAGAUGUCACCUUGCUUUUCACAUGGACUGUAAGUGAAGCUUUUUUGUUGACUAUUUACUGUUACACUGUUGGUGUUUUAAUGUUUUAUCCUAUUCUUGGCCCUUGGGGUGCUUAAUGCAAACAAUUGAUGUAUGCAUUCAGAAUUCUGUUGGAGGACUUUCUGAGUUUAGUGGCGAUCAUUUUAAUUCAAAGAUGGUGAAUGACAAAGUUAUUCAUUGCAUCAGAUUGGAGCAGCUGUUGCAGCAACUCUGACUAUUGCUUCAGAUGCUCAACAAACCGUCACAUUUUCACUAGCAUGAGACUUCCCUGAAGUCAAGUUCCGGCAGGAAGGGUUUACAACAGGCGUUACACUAAAUUCUAUGGUACAAAUGGGGUUGCAGCUGCAAAGAUUGUGCAUGAUGCUAUUAUCGGGCACCGGCAAUGGGAGGCUCAGAUUGAUGACUGACAAAGACCAAUCCUUGAAGACAAGAGACUUUCGGAGUGGUACCCUACAACCCUUCUAAAUGAGCUUUACUAUCUGAAUUCUGGGUUCACCAUUUGGACAGGUAUUUCUCUAAAACUUGGGUUUUAUAUAUUAGCUAAUUAAGCCUUGUUUAUUUGCUUUAAACUUUUCAGACUCUGCAUGAUUAUGUGCUAUGAGGAAGAAGGUGGUAAUGCAGUGGGCAAUACAGAUCUAUGUGUUAUAUGCGCCCUUUAGCCAUAUAGGCAAUGAAGUGGGCAUUAUUGAGACCAAAUAAGCACAUGUGGCGCGAGAUUAAAGUUGAUGUGAAGAAAGGUGAUUUGUCUUUGUCAAGAUACCAUGCUGGUUUUUGCAAAUUUGCACGUCUUCUGAAGACAAAGAAUGAGAAAGAACCAAGAAGUCUAUGGCAGCUUAUAUACGAUUCUACUUGCAAGAGGAUGUUGUAGUCAAAGAUUAUUAGAUUUAAACUUGUACAAUGCACCAAAAAAAUGCAAUAAUGUAAAUGAAAAUAAUCUUUUGUAUUAAAAGAUAAAAUAUUUUAACCUUAUCAAACUUUUUUUUAUAGAAUUAUUUUGGAUGUUUUUUUUUAGA
Molecule: messenger RNA, 2920 nt
Organism: Arachis duranensis
Lineage: Eukaryota; Viridiplantae; Streptophyta; Magnoliopsida; Fabales; Fabaceae
Exons: 9
Coding region: 435-1838 (467 amino acids)
Molecular function (GO): DNA binding
Source: RefSeq, a predicted model, not a curated record